CACAAAAUCCCGAAACCUCUCGCGCUGCCCCUACGGUCCGGCCUCCCUUCUCUCCCGAUGGAGCCUCCAACAGAGCCAGCCGCCGGCAGCCGCAAGCGGCGCCGGCGAGGAGGCGGCAAAAACCGCCGGAAGCCUUCGUCGUCGUCGCAGCAAGCGGCUCCGCCAGAGGCUGCGUCCCCACCCCCGUCCUCCUCUCCCGCGAAGCGGGGGCGCAAGGCCGGCGCUGACCAGGUCGCGGCCAAGCCCAAGAGGGGCAACACCAUGAGCCUCCUCGAAAAGAUGCAUGCAAGGUUAUCUGGUGGUCAUUUCAGGAUGUUAAACGAGAAACUGUACACUUGCAGUGGACAGGAUGCGUUUGACUACUUCAAAGAUGACCCUAAUCUUUUUGAUGUGUAUCACACAGGAUAUCAAGAGCAGAUGUCACAUUGGCCAGAGCAGCCAGUAAAUGUUAUAAUCAGUUGGUUGAAGAGUCAUAAUGCAUCAUGGACUGUUGCUGAUUUUGGCUGUGGCAAUGCAACAGUUGAUAAGAAUGUGAAGAACAAGGUUUUCUCCAUCGAUCUUGUUUCAGAUGACCCUUCAGUGAUUGCCUGUGAUAUGGCUCAUACUCCAUUGGAGCCGUCCUCUGUAGAUGUUGCAAUAUUUUGUCUUUCUUUGAUGGGAACCAACUAUCCAAAUUACUUAGAGGAAGCAAAUAGGGUUCUCAAGCCAAGUGGUUGGCUUGUUAUUGCUGAAGUGCGGAGUAGGCUAGACCCAAACACCGGAGGUGCUGAUCCUGACAAGUUUUCUAAAGCCAUCAUCCAGCUUGGCUUUUCCCUUGUGUCAAAGGACGCUAAAAAUAAAAUGUUCAUUCUUUUUUACUUCAAGAAAAAGCAGGAAAAGAGUAAGGUGGUGAAGAACAUUGAUUGGCCCCAGUUGAAACCUUGCUUGUACAAACGGCGAUGAUCUCAUACCCACCGGUAACUGUAGUGGUACCAGACCUCAAAAGCUUCGUUAAUUUAUUUGUCUUGUGCACUAAACUAGGUUUCUAUAUGCCAGGUUUUUCUGUUCCCAUUUCUUCAACCUUUCCACAUCUGUAUGUCCUUCAUGUGUUAUUCACCAGACAAGACCCUGUGCCUAGUUCUUGUAGAACGGUUCUGUCUACUAAUCAGGUUGCCUGCGUCACUGGCAUGUUGACAUAUCAGCAGGGUAAAUCAAGUAACCUUUUGACUCCAUAUAGUAAUGAUGAAAACAGCCAUGGUAUCAUGGAGUUAGUCCA
Phragmites australis (common reed) is the source of this 1255-nucleotide messenger RNA. Its product is annotated as ribosomal RNA-processing protein 8-like. The transcript has 9 exons. The coding region runs from base 58 to 942 and encodes 294 amino acids. Gene Ontology annotation, molecular function: methyltransferase activity. Gene Ontology annotation, cellular component: nucleolus. The record is from RefSeq and is a predicted model, not a curated record. Lineage: Eukaryota; Viridiplantae; Streptophyta; Magnoliopsida; Poales; Poaceae.